Scomber japonicus (chub mackerel) is the source of this 1956-nucleotide messenger RNA. Its product is annotated as B-cell scaffold protein with ankyrin repeats-like. NCBI's taxonomy places the organism in Eukaryota, Metazoa, Chordata, Actinopteri, Scombriformes, Scombridae. Gene Ontology annotation, molecular function: protein tyrosine kinase binding; signaling receptor binding. The coding region runs from base 26 to 1885 and encodes 619 amino acids. The transcript is spliced from 16 exons. The record is from RefSeq and is a predicted model, not a curated record. Gene Ontology annotation, biological process: negative regulation of phosphatidylinositol 3-kinase/protein kinase B signal transduction; negative regulation of B cell activation; B cell activation.
CCUGCAGACAAACAGCACUGUCGCCAUGAGCCAUACAGCUGAGGAGCUGUUAAUCAUUUAUGAGACGGAGGCAGAGCAGUGGGCAACCUACCUACAGUCAGUCUUCACUGGACCCAUCUCAAAGGAUGGGAUCUGCUGCUAUGACAUCGCUACAGUAUCCAGCAAGCGGGAUGACUUCCUGAGGCUGGCCGGGUAUGGCUGCAAACUCCUGAUCCUUACCAAAGGCAUGAUGGAGGGUCUAUGCCAGAUGCAACGCUUCUUCCUGGCCCGUGUGUUGAGUCCUUCAGCUCAUGUGGUGGUGCUGCUCUGUGGGGUUGAAAGUCUGACCCCACUGCUGGAGCUGGUGCCCCUGAAUGAAGACGAGUGUCUCCAGAUCUCCAGUGAACAAGAUGCCCAUGAGUACCUUUCAACUGUCACUGAUAUUGUGAGAAAAGGUGCUUCAGCCGCAGCAGCAAAUGUCAACCCCUUGACACGUAAAUCAUCAGGAUCAGAGCAAAAGCCGGAACAAAUGCAGUCAACUGGAGCCCACGGUGUCAAAUCCAGCAUUGUGGUUGUUCCUUCCAGAGUUCCAUGCGGGAGCUCUGAGGAGGUUUUCAUUCUUUUGAAAAAUUAUACUACUGGCAGCGAGUCUGAGGUUGAGUUCACUGGUGAGAACCAGAUGCUGAAAGUGAAGCCGGUCCGUUGGAAUGACCAGAUAUUGUGUGUCAAUGCACCAGAUUUUCCAGCUGGGAAUGUAAGCAUGACUGUGCUUAAUGAUGGAGUGCCUCUGGGCAAGGCACAGUUGCAGUACUACAGCAACAUGGAGGAGGUCACAUGCCUUCUGUCGAGGGUGGCAGACCCUGUAGACUUCAUGUGUCAGGCUUUUCAGGUGUCCUCUGUAGACAGUUUGGAUCAGAAAUUGUCCUCCCUGCUGGUGGAGGGUAUGCCCACCGGAGGCUUUCGGGGACUUCAGUGUGAAAACACACCUGAGAAAGAGCUCCACCAUGCAGAUGUACCAUCACUCCUCCACUUUGCUGCCCAGUAUGGAUUUAAAAGUGUCUCCAGUCUGCUCCUGCAGUGUCCUGGUGCUGAGCGAGCACUGCACACGGCCAAUCGCCACGGACAGACUCCCACUGAGAUUGCCAAGAGUCACGGCCAUACAGAGCUCCAUGUCUUACUGAAGGAAACACUGAAUAUGUUCAACUCAGACGAGGACAAUGGUGAUGCCAGUGUAUAUGAAAUGAUGUGCACCGCAGACGCACAGAAAGAGGAACAUGGGGAGGAGGAGGAGGAGGAGGAGGAUCCCUAUGCACCACUGGGGGUGAAUGACGAAUAUGACACCAUCCUGACCUCCAAAAAAGCAGUUGUUAUUGCCAAUCGCCCACCAGCACCCACACCUCGGCCUAAGACCAGCCAAACAAAGGAGGAUCGAACCCCUUACAUUGCCCAAGUGUUUCAGAAGAAGAAAACACAACAGGCUGAUGCUGAUUUGUAUUCACUUCCUACUAAACAAGCACGCCAGCGAGAAGACAGUAUCUCUUCUACCUAUGACACCUUUGUGCCCAACAAGAUAGACAGGCUUCAGCAGCUCAUCGAGCUCCAGCAGAGGGUGAAGGCAGGCACACUAACUGUGGAUGAGGCCCUGGAGCGCUUCAGUGACUGGCAGGGUGUUCAGAAGAGCAUGGACGCCACCCAACAGGAGAAGUUGAGUCAGCUGAGAGCCAGUAUCAUCAACAACAGAGAGGAUGAUGACAGUGUCUACGAUAAAAUCAACAUCGUUCAUCACACGCCAAAUACUACGGUGAGUGAAAGUCGAAGAGGAAGCCAAAUGGUGGAGUCUGAUUUUUACAGCAAACCACUUAAAGGACAUCACUCGAAUUUCUUCUGGAAAGCUGACAAACGAUGAAGUGUACAAACAACUGGCUCCAUCAUUCAACAAAGACUCUGUUCCUCCACCAGUCACACUACAUUUAUUCU